This is a messenger RNA of Chara braunii, 3247 nucleotides long. The record is from the annotation of a GenBank genome assembly. NCBI's taxonomy places the organism in Eukaryota, Viridiplantae, Streptophyta, Charophyceae, Charales, Characeae.
CCGUACCUUCUCUUGGGGGGAAGACAGUAGUAAUGGAUGCUUGAAGCAUCAUCUCACCUGUGGGGUUUCCUUUUCCCUUCCCAUCGUUCGGAGACAUUCUUCUUCUGAGGUUUUUUUUUUUUUUUUUUUUUUGGUUGUGAGUCUAACUAGCGAAGUUUGUGAUGCCUUGGCACGCAGGAGAAUGCUGGUGAUGAGCUUCACAGCCAGGCCAGUGGCCAGCAAGCUGCUGACAGGGAUGAUGUCAGGCGUCAGGCCCUCCUCGUCAUCUGCAGCUGUACAGUCAACAACUGCAGAUUCGGGCAGCAUGGCUCGCGCAUACGAUUCUGCCUUGAAGGCAUUAAUGUCAUUGGGACCGGAUAAGAUCGCACCGCCAGACGAGUACAAGACGCGUCCGGAGGUCAACCUACGUAUGGCAGGAUACGUGGAAGCGCUAAAUUUAGAUUCGGCGAUCGAUAAUUUGAGUGUGAUUCACGUGGCAGGCACUAAGGGAAAAGGAUCUACCUGCUGCUUCACGGAGAGCAUUCUGCGACACUCUGGAUUUCGGACAGGAUUAUUUACAUCGCCGCAUCUUCUAGACCUGCGAGAACGUAUCCGGUUCGAUGGACAAAUGGUCUCCAAGUCGUUGUUCAGUGAUCAUUUCUGGUGGUGUUGGGACAGACUAGAGUCGAGAUCAAGGUCGGGGUCGUUGCCGAUGCCCGGGUUCUUCAAAUUUAUGACGCUACUAGCGCUUCGAAUGUUCGCCGAACAGAAAGUCGAUGUCGCCAUUCUGGAAGUAGGCAUAGGAGGACGACUGGACUGUACAAACGUUGUCCGUUCGCCAGCUGUCUGCGGGGUUACUUCCUUGGGAUUUGACCACACUGAAAUUCUAGGCGACACCAUUGAAUUAAUCGCCGCUGAGAAGGGCGGGAUUUUCAAGAGGGGUGUGCCUGCCAUCACCUGCUCGCAGCUGGAAGGGGGUAUGGCUACCCUGGAGGCGAGAGCACGUGAGUUAGGCAUUCCUUUGGAGCUCGCGCCACCGCUGUCAUCCCUCCUUUCCCAAAGAAGAGCUGGUACACUCCACUCCUCAGCAAGCACUGGUAGGUUAUCUGGACCAGCAGGUAGAGAAGCAACAGGUAGAGAACCAGCAGGAGGAGGAGGAGGAGGAGGAGGCACGUCAGUGGAGAAAGACAAAGGCUCGGGGGCGUUUAAGCUGGGAAUUGCGGGGAAACAUCAAGAUGUGAAUGCAGGACUGGCAGUUGCUUUGUGUGGCAAGUGGAUGGAAAGGGCAGGGCAUAGAGAGUGUGCGCGGAAUUUGGAAUUCGCACUGAUGGAAGGCCGUCUCCCUGAUAUGUUUGCACGAGGUCUGGCUGAGGCGAAGUGGCCUGGACGAGCACAUGUUGUGCACGACGAGGUUGUCGUUAAUGCAGCAGCGUCUUUGCAGGGGCCAAGUAAUGAAGGGAAAGGGGGGAGGGGAGUGGAAGCAACUGCAACUGCGGUCGAUUCUGUUGCAGCUGUGUCUGUAGAGGAGGGGGACAGGGGUGACAACAGUAGCAUGUCCUUGACUACGAGUGGCGAUGGCGAUGGGAAUCCAACGGUGAGAAAAAUUAGGAACUUAACAUUUUAUCUUGAUGGAGCGCACUCGCCAGAGAGUUUAAGUGCUUGUGCGGAAUGGUUUUGUGACGAGGUCAUUGCCAACAGCAGCAGGAGAGAGAGUGGAGGAGGAGGAGGAGGAGGAGGAGGAGGAGGAGGAGGAGGGGAGGAGGUGGAGGACAAUAGGAGUGGCAACGACGGUGUGGAUAAGCAGCAACAUCAAAGGGUCCUGCUCUUUAACUGCCUCUCGAAGAGGGACCCGAACAAGCUCUUCCCUUCCCUUCUCUCAGUAGUAACCAACCGUGGUUUAGCAUUCCAUAGAGCUAUAUUUACCCCAUCAGAAAGUAGCUUCACCGUUUUGCGAGGGCUCUCCGAUCCGCUGUCUACGACCGCCGAUCUCAGUUGGCAGAAUCAGAUCAAAAGCUGCUGGGAUGAGCAUCUCCACUUAUAUUCUCCAAUCCUUCUGUCUGGCGAUCACGGGGCAGCAAACGCACCUGCGAAUUGUCAAACACCUGCUAAUUCACCGCCAUCUCGUUUGUGCGCCAGCGAUCCCCCCCAUACGUCCACACCCUCCUCGCAUGCUGCUACUCUGCACUCACCCCUCUCCCCCUCUGAGGCCAUCCCCGCCCCCACCUCGUCCGCUUUGGAGCCAUUUAGCCGGGGGUCAAGAAGCUCAGUUAUAGGGUCCCUUUCUGAAACCUUAGAAUCGCUCCGGCAAUCUGCAAGGGAGAAUCCUUCCAUCCAUGUACAUGUCCUUGUAACUGGGUCACUCUAUCUUGUUGGUGAUCUGUUGCAUCUGUUGGGAAACUCCACCAAGUGACAUUCUUCCUAUUGCCGUCACAGUUUUCUUGCUCUCUAUACAGUCUGGAAGUUUUUCUUGCAUUCUAGAUCUGCGAAAAAGAAGAGAAGAAGAAGAAGCUCAGUGGGUGGCCUGAAUUCCCCGCAGCGAAUGCCCUACUCGUCGACACGAAAAGACUUUAUUGUUCUUCCCUCCGUUUGCCACUUUUUGUGCACCGAUGCACCUGUUGGUAGUCAACGCUUGCAUAAGGCAGAGACAAUCAUCAGGUGCCAAAAAAAAAAAAAAAAACAAUCGGGUGCAAAUGAUGCAAUCUACAUGUCUGAUCAUGUUGAGAUGGGAAAUUUGGUUUCAGUCCUUUCGGAUGUAUUCCCCUAAGGGUUUGGAAUUGUAAAAGCAAUCUGGUUGGUCUGAACGAGGAAAGAGAUAUCAGAUGGAAGAAGAGUCAAGCCACAGAGAGAGAGAGAGAGAGAGAGAGAGAGAGAGAGAGAGAGAGAGAGAGAGAGAGAGAGAGAGAGAGAGAGAGAGUCAUUUGGCAUGUGCCUGUCCUGGGUGAGCAGUGGUCAGGAAGCAGGGGCAGUCCAGGAAGUCAUCUGUUGUGGAGUUAGAGGGGUGAUAUGAGUGCGGGCUGGAGGGUUGUUUUUGUAGAAUCAUUAUGUCUUGCUCCUUUUGCUGUCCCCCCUCCUCUACCCCUGGCAGCUUUCCGGCGUUUCCGCUACUUCCUUCACUCCCUUCGUGCUGACAGAUGGAGCAAGUAAGCUCUUGUCCUGAAGUUUGACGAGCCAAUGGUAUGCACGGGAGGGCAGGGAGCGUCAUGGAGGGAAGCGCUGUGCAGUUUGUGGAAUGCAGGAAAGUAAAAACGAAUGAAAAAAACGCGAAUUC